AUGUCGGCCGUCGUAUCGCGCGCGGCCACGUGCGGGUCGCUCGCCCUGCCAUCCCGCCGAUCCCCGACCUACCGGAGACGCGUCGCGCCCCGAGGAACGGGCGCGCGUCGCGCGCGCACCGCGGUCGUCGCCGCGACGGGGGGCGACGAUGACAAGGACGGAUCGAAGGCUGACGACGACAUCGACUGGAAGGGGGUGUUCAAGGAUUCGGUGAGCGAGGCCAAGCGGCAGUUCAUGGAGCCGCUCAACUCCCCGGCGGACUACGUGGACAUGAUGGACGCGCCCAGGCGCAAGGAGCAGAGGGGGCAGAAGUACCAGGAGGAGUACGGCGCGCUCGACCCGUGGAGCUCCAACGCGUUCACCACGUACGGAUUCAUCGCGGUCGGGGUGCUGCUCUUCGUCUUCGUGGUCGUGAUCGGUCCGCCGCCGGACACCGGCGGAAGGUGCUCGCUCCCGUGGUGCUAG
Molecule: messenger RNA, 465 nt
Organism: Micromonas commoda
Lineage: Eukaryota; Viridiplantae; Chlorophyta; Mamiellophyceae; Mamiellales; Mamiellaceae
Exons: 1
Coding region: 1-465 (154 amino acids)
Source: RefSeq, a predicted model, not a curated record